Messenger RNA from Aedes aegypti (yellow fever mosquito), 4834 nucleotides. RefSeq names its product probable phosphorylase b kinase regulatory subunit alpha. The transcript has 11 exons. Gene Ontology annotation, biological process: glycogen metabolic process. NCBI's taxonomy places the organism in Eukaryota, Metazoa, Arthropoda, Insecta, Diptera, Culicidae. The record is from RefSeq and is a predicted model, not a curated record. Gene Ontology annotation, molecular function: calmodulin binding. Bases 378 to 4064 code for a protein of 1228 amino acids. Gene Ontology annotation, cellular component: phosphorylase kinase complex.
AGUAGGCUCAGUCGAAAGAAAACGCCAUCACGGCAUGUGUGUGAAGCUCCCACAAUAAUCAUUCUUCAGCAGAUGAUUGAAUUGACAUUCAAGUGACAUUCUAGCGCUCGGGGUUUUUUUUUCGUCGCCAAGAACCCCCAGCGGGGAAAUCGAGAAAAACUUGUCCUUCCCGGAGUGAAAUGGUCCAGCACCGACGCUGAAAGCAGUUUCCCCGCGGGCACCUAGCGAGAACCGCUUCCGAAGGCGGAGAAUUUGGCUGGAAAAGUGCGAUUCUAGUGCUGUUCGAGCGAGACUUUUGAGUUUUUCUUUUUCAUCGGUCCGAAUUUGGAGCAACACACAUUUAUUGAGAGGUUGGUUUCGAGGAAGAAGGCCCAAGAAUGAGGAGCCGCAGCAAUUCCGGAGUCCGGCUGGAUUACUACCAGCGGAUUGUCCACCGUUUGAUUAUGUCCCAUCAGCAGCCGGUGACGGGACUCUUUCCGGCCAGUCCCUCGACACAGCACGCCUGGAUUCGAGACAACGUCUACUGCAUCCUGGCAGUUUGGGGGCUGUCGAUGGCGUACAAGAAGAUUGCCGACCAGGAUGAGGAUCGGGCCAAAGCGUACGAGCUGGAGCAGUGCUGCGUCAAGUUGAUGCGAGGCCUCCUGAUGGCCAUGAUGAACCAGAAGGACAAAGUGGAGCGGUUCAAAACCACUCAGAAUCCGUUGGAUUCGCUCCAUGCCAAGUACUCGAGCAAGAAUGGCCAACCGGUCGUGGGAGACGAAGAGUGGGGCCACCUGCAGAUCGAUGCCAUUUCGCUGUAUUUGCUGAUCCUGGCCCAGAUGACCGCUUCCGGGCUGCAGAUCGUGUUUUCGCUGGACGAAGUGUCGUUCAUUCAGAAUCUGGUAUUCUACAUUGAGUCGGCUUACUGCAUCCCGGAUUAUGGAAUCUGGGAACGAGGGGACAAGUCCAAUCAUGGACAAACGGAGCUGAACGCCAGCUCGAUCGGUAUGGCCAAAGCGGCCCUGGAGGCUAUGAAUGAGUUGGACCUGUUUGGAGCUCGUGGCGGUUCCGGCAGUGUGAUUCACGUGCUGGCCGAUGAGGCUCACAAAUGUCAAGCCGUGCUCCAGUCGAUGCUUCCGAGAGAAUCCAAUAGUAAAGAGUUGGAUGCGGGGCUGCUCUCGGUAAUUGGGUUCCCUGCUUUUGCUUGCGAUGAUCCGCAGUUGAUCGAGGCCACUCAGGAAGCGAUCAUCAAUCGGCUUCAGGGACGGUUCGGCUGCAAGCGGUUCCUCCGCGAUGGCUACAAAACGCCCAAGGAGGACAACACGCGGCUGUAUUACGAGCGCUGGGAGUUGCGCAUGUUUGAGAACAUUGAAUGCGAAUGGCCGCUGUUCUUCUGCUAUCUGAUUCUGAACAAGGAGUUCCAGCACGACAAGGAAUCUGUGCUGGAAUACACGCAGAAGUUGGAGGACAUUCUGGUGAAAACCGAGGAAGGGAUGCGACUGGUGCCGGAAUUGUAUGCCGUGCCGGCGGACGUGGUUGGAGCUGAGUAUAAGAACCCUGGAUCGCAGCAACGAAUGGUCGUGGGACGGUGCCCUUUCCUGUGGGGUCAGUCGCUGUUCAUCUUGGGGAAGCUGCUUCAAGAGGGAUUCCUGGCAGUUGGUGAGCUCGAUCCGUUGAAUCGUCGGUUGGGUGCCCAAAAGAAACCGGACGUCGUCGUCCAGGUGGUCAUCCUGGCCGAAGACAACGACAUCCGGGACAAGCUGGCCGAGCACGGCAUCCAGGUGCAAACCAUCGCCGAUGUGACUCCGAUCGAAGUGCAGCCGGCUCGAGUGCUGAGUCACCUCUACACGUAUCUUGGCCGGAACAAGAAACUCGGCCUCAGUGGUCGUAAAUCGCGAGACGUCGGUAUUCUCAGUACCAGUAAGCUGUAUUCCCUCAAGGAUCGCAUCUUUGCCUUCACUCCUCAGAUCUUUGACCACGAUGAGUACUAUAUGUCCCGCGAUCCGUCGCUGCUGGUUAGCAAUUUCAUGGACAUUCUCGCGUUCCUCAGCAUUAGCUGGCACCAUCUGCUUGGUCGGCCGACGAUUACACUGACCGCCACCAACUGGCUCGUAGAGAACAACAAAGUUCCACUGGCGAUGGUUCAGACGAUGAAGAAACUGAAGUCCGGGUAUAUCAACGGUACCCGCGUAAUUCUGGGCAAUCUAGGGGACUUCAUCAACACGUCGGCAAUCACCGAUCUGAGCUUCUUGGGCAGUCAGGAGGAUGGCUAUCCGGACAAGCUCAAUCCAGCCGUUCAAGCUUAUCUGGACGAACACUUGUUGCGAUCGUUCAGUCACCGGGCAUCUACUACCUCAAUCCGAUCGUCCGGACUGCGACCGAGGAACCUACGUCGCCGAAUGUCCGUCAAAGGUGCCAUCAAGAAGACACGUUCAAUCAAUGUGGAUUCGGAAACCUUGGGCAUGGAGGGUAACGUAACCGAGCGCCGUUUGUCCCACUCGGUCACUCCGCAGUGGCUCGAGCCGAACCAGUCGGGCACGGUGCAGCCACCUCGGGAUACCUCCCCGAACCAGUUGGGUCGCUUCAGCGAGCAGCGAGUAUCCAUGGACGAUACCACCAAGUUGCACAUCCAGACUUCGGCAACCAAUGCCACACCUAAAAUUCAGCUGCAGCCACUGCCCAGACACCGUCCGGCCACGGAGACGAACUUCGAGAACACAGAAGUUGAGGAGCUGAUUGCGAUGCUGCGGGAGACGGAAAGCUUGGAAGAGCAGGGUGACAUUCUGCAGCAUCUGGUCGACACCCAGGGAUUGGAUUUCAAUACCGAGCUGGUCAGCACCACUAAUGACGAUUCUCAACCACAAGGCAUGCUGGAGGAGGGCCGUGUCGUCACGGUUCGCGGCCUGCUGAAGGGACUGUACGAGAAGGCCUGUCAGCAGAAGCUGUGGGGCCUGGUGCGUCACACGGCCGGUAUGCUGGGCAAGAGGGUCGAAGAUCUGGCCAAGGCCGUCACCGAUUUGCUCGUCCGACAGAAACAGGUCACAGUUGGAAUGCCGCCGAACAGUGAGUACACCAUUACGGCUCCCUUGCCGGAAACGGAACUCCGUACGUUGAUCCACGAAGCGUAUGGCGAUGAUGAGAGUACGGCUAUGUUGACUCAGGAGUUGCUCGUCUAUUUGGCCAUGUUCAUCCGGACGGAGCCUCAGCUGUUCCACGAGAUGCUGCGGCUUCGGGUUGGUCUCAUCAUUCAGGUUAUGGCCAAGGAAUUGUCCCGUACGUUGAACUGCGAUGGAGAGCAGGCCUCUGAACAUCUGCUGAACUUGUCUCCGUUUGAGAUGAAGAACCUGUUGCACCACAUUCUCAGCGGUAAGGAAUUCGCCAUCAACAGUGUUGCCAGGGGUAAUAUCUCGAUUGUAAGCUGCAAGUCGAGUCGCGUCAGCAAGAAGAGUCAAAUAGGGUUGGGCAAGGAACCGGAAGAAGGGGAGAGCGCCAUGAUCGACGAUCGUCAAGGUCAGUGGUUGAGGCGUCGUCGGUUGGAUGGUGCCCUAAAUCGAGUGCCGCGGGAUUUCUACCCUCGGGUUUGGACGGUACUCGAGCGCUGUCAGGGAUUGGCCAUUGAGGGACGUAUCUUGCCACAGAGUCUUACCCAGGAAAUGACACCGAACGAGCUUAAAUUUGCACUGGAAGUGGAAACCGCCCUCAAUACCAUCCCCCAGCCCGAGUACCGUCAACUUGUGGUGGAAGCGCUGAUGGUACUGACCUUGGUCACCGAACACAACAUCAUUGCAUCGCUUGGGGACAUCAUCUACGUGGAACAUCUAGUCCACAAGGCCAACCAACUGUUCCUGGAAGAUCAACGGAAAAUCAACGGCGAUGCUAUGCUGUGCUGUGCAAAGAAUAAGGACAUCCGGGAGACCACCACAGCUGGACUGUUGCUAUGCGGUGGAGCUGCGUACAUCUGCCAGCAUUUGUACGACAGUGCCCCUAGCGGUAGCUUCGGAACGAUGACCUACAUAGCUCGAGCAGUCGCUUCGGUGCUAGAAGGUCUACCGAAACAGGGCGACAUGGAUUGUACAAUCUCAUAAAGGAAAAAACGCAAAUGACUUUGUUCUCUUCAGUAGAACCCCCUCUCUUCUUAACCCAACGAGGAUCUUUAAGUGUGAAUGUGCUUAAAUUACUUAUAAAGAAAAAAAAAACACUUCGUAGCUAAGAGUGUAACCAACGAAUCCCGUUCGUUCUAAUGUUUAGUAGGCGUCCAAUAAAUUUACUGAUUUAGGAACGAAAACGAAUGUAGUUAGAGCCGGUCGGUUAACGGAAUGAAGGAAUAACCCAAAAUUGCAUGACAAACCUACACACAACCAACAGCAAGCAGCAUGAUUCAAACGAUCUUCAAGAGUAAAAACGAAAUAUCUUGAUCGAGCAAUAAUCUAUAUUUAUCUAGGUACACCUCUAUUUUUUUACAAUUCAUAUACAUUUUGUUACAUUAUUUAUGAGAGGCAAUUCUGUUACAGCUGCUGGCUAUUCUUCUUAAUAGCGAUAGCGUAAAAUAUAUUUCGUAAAGCAAGUAUUGUUUUCAUAUCAUAUACUUUACAUAGGAUAGUUAUAUUGUGUUUGAUGUAAGUUUUUCUUCUCUUUUCGAACGCAAACGAUUAUUAUUACUAUUACAUAUUAUUAUUGAGAAUAAUACGAAAAUGACGCGAGCAAGCUAUAAAAGAGUAUCGAUAUUAUUAUCUUAUUCUAUACAUAUUAUUACCCUUAUACAAUGAAGCAAUGAAAACACCUUUUUAGGCGACACAAAAGCAAAAACCGAGACCCGUAAAUCCCAUGAGAAUAGCAUGAACAUGUUGAAAUUAUA